UAUCGAAUUUUUGGGAGUGUCUUGUUUUUAUGGUUAUAUCUUUAAAACUGAAAAUGUUAAAACUAUUUUUGUGUUUCAUAAUUGCUUUAACUGCAGUUGAAGCAAGUGGAGAUUUUUUGGUUCUUCAUAGUCCAAACAGUAUUUUAUUCAAUGGAAAUGAAGAAGUGGAACAAAGCUUACUUAAAGAAGUAUUAGCUGCUGCUUUGGGUUUUACUGUCAAACUGAGAGGAAUAUGGAAUGGCAUGUAUAUCACUGAUCCAUUUAGCCUUCCAGAAGCUGUUGUUGCAGUAGCAAUAGAAGGAGUAGAUUCUUUAGAUAUACCAAAAGGCAAAAGAUUUCCUUUAAAUGUUAAUGAAGUUGAAGAAACUACAUGGCAAGCUCUUAGAGAACGUCUUGAAGUGAGAGAUAAUGAUAAUACAUUAGUGAGAAUAUCUUUAGGCGAUGGUUUGGAUGCUUUAGGACAAUCUGCUCUUGGAGAACUAAAACCUACACCCAUUGAUGAAACAUCCUUAAGAGCACUAAGUUUAAGCAAAGAAGAAGAUAAAAAAUUUCUUGAAGAAGUGCAGUUACUCCAUGCUAUUGCUAAGAAAGCACCUUCAGCGAUUAAACCAGAUUCAAAGUCUGAUAUUUAUUGGCUUGUUGUAUCCGGAUUGAAGCCUGUUUUUGAUCUUUAUGGGAGCAAUUCAACUACUUCUAAGGAAGCGUUAUCAUUGCUGAAUAAUGGGUUAAAUGUUAUAUCGGAUGCAUUUACUCAAGCUUAUGAUGGUCAGGUAUUGAUUGUGGCCUUCACGAAUGAUGCAAGUAAAGUACAUCAUACCCGUUCAGUAACACUAGAAAGGCAAAAACGAGAUGCUUCAGAUGCGCAAGACGAUCAACGAGGUGAAAAGAAAAAUGUACAAGGCGAAGGAGAUGUAACUGUGGUAAUAAUAGAACCAGAAAAUAUUACUAACGAAUUGUUAAGUGAAAUAAUCAAUUCUACUGAGAAUAUUGAGUCGCCUUAUGAUAGUGGAUUCAGUGAUCAUGAUCAGAAUUUGACUAAUACGGAACAUAUAAUAAAUUCCAACACACAAAGUAUAGGACAGAUCCAAAUCUACUCAAUUGGCAAAAAAUAUUCGGAGAAUUAUCCUGUCAUCUUUAAUAUUUUCUUAUGGUUUGGAAUUGUUUUUGUCUUUUCCCUUCUUGCUAUUUGCAGUAUGUAA
Messenger RNA from Habropoda laboriosa, 1199 nucleotides. RefSeq lists its product as uncharacterized. Gene Ontology annotation, cellular component: external side of plasma membrane; membrane. The coding region runs from base 30 to 1199 and encodes 389 amino acids. The transcript is spliced from 7 exons. Gene Ontology annotation, biological process: positive regulation of Wnt signaling pathway. Gene Ontology annotation, molecular function: signaling receptor activity. The record is from RefSeq and is a predicted model, not a curated record. NCBI's taxonomy places the organism in Eukaryota, Metazoa, Arthropoda, Insecta, Hymenoptera, Apidae.